This is a messenger RNA of Batrachochytrium dendrobatidis JAM81, 351 nucleotides long. RefSeq lists its product as uncharacterized. Bases 1 to 351 code for a protein of 116 amino acids. The record is from RefSeq and is a predicted model, not a curated record. Lineage: Eukaryota; Fungi; Chytridiomycota; Chytridiomycetes; Rhizophydiales. The transcript has a single exon.
AUGUCGACUCGGCUUGUUCAAGAUCUGACACAUUUGAAUUCAACAACUGCUGAAGAAAUUGCCCAGUAUCUACGAGACCAAGCUUCAGCCGGUCAACCGUUUGUUCAAAUUGGAUCUCGUGCACUGCUGGUAUUGAAUAUCCCCCAGUCGCUCGUGUUUGAUGAAAAAACAUCUAAUCUUUAUGGUACUGCCGUUACCAAUAUCAACAAAAAUGUCGAGUCUGUGUCAAAUCCUCCACCACACAUUUACGAUUUGGCUACAAAUGCCUUUGUUAAUAUGAUGGGUAAACAUACAGAUCAAGCCAUUGUUCUUUGGUAUGUCACUAUGUUGCUGCUGACUGUCUUGUAUUGA